GAUUCUGGUGCACAGCAACGGCUGCAAUCUCGAUGGCAUUCCCAGUAUCACCGGCUUUGGUUAUGCAAGUAGAUACGGAUCUUGUGGGCACCUAUGCUUUGAUUCUUGUGGAGUAAUAUCUCUCAUUCCGGCUGCUUCGUGGCACCCUUGUUAGGCCCACGACCAUGGAUGCACAGCAGCACAUCUUCGCUGCCUCCCAGAGCCAGGCCUGAACCACGAAUCAUGUUGUGUGCCUCCCCAAGGCUGUUUCAGGGUCAUUCCGAACACUGGUUCCUUUCCGUUGACUUGACGUUCCACAGAGAACGUCAUGCACGGGCAUCUCUAUGCACACACUUAAAGGCUUACCAAGAAUACUCGAGCAUUCUUCGUUGUCUAGCUAGUCUUCUCCUCUCAGCACUCAGUGCACAUAUAGCUGAGCGCGGCUGUCUCAUAGCACUUCGCCGAACGUCUCCAACAUCAUUUCCUUCAACAUGCAGGCCUUCCCAAAGUCGACACCGUCCUCGAGACGAUCGUCGAUCACACAGGCCGCUUUCAAUGCCAGUCAAUAUUCCUUCGCCGAGACAGCGGUACAGUCACCUAAUGCUUCUUGUGCAACAUUCGCCCCCGCCCAGUCUUCCUCCACUCUGGCUGUCAAUGGCCCUCCGCCGUCAAAGCCUUCUUCACUGAAGUGUAGAGAAGGCCCGACACCUCACGUUGAACGUCAAGUCAGCUUUGGUCAACAACUGCAGCAGAUUACCACCUCUGAUUUCCCCUCAAACAAGGAUCGGCCAAUCCGGCCAACCCUUCAAUCGUGCCCCUCUGAAUUCUCGACAACGCCUUCAGAGAAAUGGACACGAACAAAAGGCUUCUGGCGCUCUUUCAUUGCGAUGUGCUUGCCGUUGCUGCUGUCCGCUCUUGAAGGCAGCGUCACGAACACUGCCCUACCCACUAUCUCAGACGCCCUCAAUCUCGGCACCAAAUUUUCAUGGGUCGCUACAGCUUUCCUCCUCGCAAGCACAAUCUUCCAGCCGCUGUACAGCCAGCUUGGUGAUAUGUGGGGGAGGAAGAUUCCAAUGAUGACAGCCGUUACUGUCUUCGCUAUUGGGAGCGCCAUCUGCGGCGUUGCUAACUCAGGUGCCGUUCUUAUCUUCGGAAGAAUCGUACAGGGGUUCGGAACAGGAGGUAUCGAUUUGUUUGCUGAGAUGAUCCUCUGCGACAUCGUCCCGCUGAGGAAGCGUGGGCCGUACCUUGCCAUCAAGCACAUUGUCUUCUCCAUCGGCACCUGCCUCGGACCACUUCUUGGAGGCGUCUUCGCGGAGCUCAACUGGCGAUGGUGCUUCUACGUCAACAUCCCUGUCUGCUUCGUUGCCUUUGUCAUCAUCUACCUGUGGCUCGAUGUCGGCGGAGGCAUGAAGGCUCAAGAGUGUUCCGUGCUGGAUGAGCUCAAGAGGGUCGAUUACCUCGGCACUGGACUCCUCACCUUCUCCGUGGUCAUGCUGCUCAUCUCGCUCAGCACAGGAGGUGCACCGAACCCAUGGUCUCACUGGUCUGUCAUCACGCCUGGAGCAUUGGGCCUUGUGGGUUUCGUCGGGCUCGCCUUUUGGGAACGCUCUGCGCGCUGCAAAUACCCCAUUAUGCCGCCGCAUGUGUUCUCGAACCGCACGACGGUCAUCUCCUUCGCCCUGACAACCAUCCACGGCUUCAUCACCUACGGCUUCCAGUUCUAUCUCCCGCCCUUCUUUCAGGCUGUGAAGGGAUCUUCCCCAAGCCAAUCGGGUGUCGAAGUCAUGCCCACCACACUCGCCGUCGUGGUAUGCGCUGCCGUCGGUGGCCCGCUCAUGAGCCUCUGGGGUAAGUACAAGCCCAUGCACAUCAUCGGUUUCGGUAUUAUGACCACCGGCUUGAGUCUAUGCGUGCUCCUGGGUCCCUCAACCCCAAUCUCAGUCUGGCUCGUGCUCCAGCUUGUCGUCGCUGGCGGUCUUGGAAUAGUCAUCUCCACCAUGCUGCCAGCCGUGCAAGUCAAACUGCCGGAGAGCAGUACGGGCGCCGCCGCCGGCUCAUGGGCUUUCCUCCGCGGCACCGGAUCCCUCUUCGGUGUCGCCAUCCCCGGCGCCGUGUUCAACGUGCGCUUCACCUCGCUUCUCCCCACCAUCGGAAGCAAGACUGCGCAGUCGCAGCUCGCCAAGGGCCAAGCAUACCAACACGCAUCAGCGGCCUUUGUCAGCAGCUUCGGCGCAAAGAACCAGGUGCAGAUCGUCAACGCGUUCAACGAGAGUCUGAAGAGCGUGUGGAUUGUGUAUGCGGUGCUGGCCGGCAUCGGGUUCCUCAUGACGUUCGGCGAGAAGCAGUACAAGAUGCGCAAGCAGCUCAACACCAAGUACGGGCUCAAGAGCGCGUCGCAGACGCCUUCGCAGACACCGUCGCCAAUCGACAUGCCGAAAGGACUUCCCACGGCGAUUUCCACACCCGGGUUCACGCGAUGCGACGGCACGGCGGAGUACCCGAUGAUGGACAUUCCCUUGCAGGAGCGCCCAAAGGAGACUGUUUAAGACGAGACCAGAGUGGUGCUGUGGUGUAUAGUAUGGUAGACGGUGUAUAUGGGACGGAGGAUAUACCCUGACGUCGAUUCCGAUUUCUUCAGACUUAUUUCUCAGAUUGCUCAACGGGUUUACUGUUUUUUUCUGUUUCUCCAGCCGCGCUUUGUAACU
Messenger RNA from Boeremia exigua, 2687 nucleotides. RefSeq names its product major facilitator superfamily domain-containing protein. The coding region runs from base 471 to 2528 and encodes 685 amino acids. The record is from RefSeq and is a predicted model, not a curated record. Gene Ontology annotation, biological process: transmembrane transport. Gene Ontology annotation, molecular function: transmembrane transporter activity. The transcript has a single exon. NCBI's taxonomy places the organism in Eukaryota, Fungi, Ascomycota, Dothideomycetes, Pleosporales, Didymellaceae.